Messenger RNA from Pelagomonas calceolata, 1048 nucleotides. The record is from the annotation of a GenBank genome assembly. NCBI's taxonomy places the organism in Eukaryota, Pelagophyceae, Pelagomonadales, Pelagomonadaceae.
AUGGCUGCGUCCGCGGCUGCCCCGCCCUCGCUGCUCGACGCCGACAUGGCUGCCCCAAAAUACACGGAGGCCGUCGCGGAGGCCGUCGAGAAAUGCGCCGGCGACACCAAGGGUCAGACGUGCUACAUUUGCACGGAGGCCCUCCACUGGAAAACGAAGGAGGGCCUCGUGCGCAUGUGCGCGUGCCGCGGAACGUCUGGCUUUGCGCACGUGUCGUGCCUCGCGGAGCAGGCGAAGAUUUUGUGUGCCGAGGCCGAGGAGAAUAAUAAAGUGUCGCAGUGGCAUCGGUGGCACACGUGCAGCCUGUGCGAGCAAAAGUACCACGGCGACGUGGCGUGCGCGCUCGGAUGGGCGUGCUGGAAGACGUACUUGGGUCGGCCGGAGGUGGACGAGCUUCGGCGCAUGGGGAUGGAGCAGCUCGGAAACGGUUUAUCCAGGGCAGAGCACUACGAGGAUGCGUUGUCCGUGAUGGAGGCUGAGUUGGCUACGCUGCGGCGACUUGGCGCAUCAGAAGCCAACAUUCUCGGCUUGCAGACCAAUCUUGCGUGCACGUAUGGAGAACUUGGACGCCUUGGAGAGGCCUCAAACAUGUUUCACGACGUGUACUCAGGACGUUUGAAGCUCUAUGGCGAGGAACAUCAAGGGACCCUCCGAGCGGCCCUCAACUGCGCGGCGUCCCUUAAUCAGCAAGAGCGCUUCGAAGAAGCCAAUUCUUUCAUGCGCAAAAUGAUGCCCGUGGCGCGACGCGUUAUCGGCGAGAAUCAUGAAUUCACGCUCAGGAUGAGGUCGAUUUACGCGCGGACGCUCUACGACGACCCCGCCGCCACGCUCGACGAUCUCCGCGAGGCCGUGGCGUUGCUCGAGGACACGGACCGGAUCGCGCGGCGCGUGUUCGGCGGUGCGCACCCGACCACAGCGGGGAUUGAGCGCCAUCUGCGAAACGCGCGAGCAAUGCUCAGCAUCCACGAACACGCGCCAACGUGCGUCGCCAUCUUUGCCGCCGCCGCGCUCGCCCUCGCCGCGGCCUACCUGGCACGUAAAAAACUAA